CCAACUUGCCCACCCUUACCAUUCGGUACCUGUCUGCGCCAAAAUGUACGAGGGAGACUCGUGGUACAAUGCCUUCGUGCCUCGCGCGGCCAAGCCCCAAGAAAAGGGCAAGAAUCGCCGGCGCGAGUCUCUGCUCAAACAGCCAAACCCAGGCUGACGUCGAGCGCGUAGAAGGUAUUGCAGAGGCUAUAGAAGAGGCACCUGGCCUCAUCAAUGGCCCUCCGCCGGCCACCGUGGCCAGACGCGCCAAAUCCUAUAGCGACUUCUACACUGUGGUACGCGCCCACUUGAAGAAGGAGAAGGCACUGGAGAAGAAAAAGUCAAGAGAAGACAUCAGCACCGAGUUGGAGUUUGCCGAGUGGUAUGGCGGGGUCAAUGAGGAGCUGCUCGAGGCCAGUCACGACGAGUAUAGACUUUACCAGAACCAGCUGCAUAUGACGCGCAACCGCCUAGAUAACAUCGUCUCCGAGACGUGGUCAACUCUCGGCAUACUCUCCUCCCUCUCCGAGUCCUUCAAAGUCGUCGAGGCGCAGACGAACGCGUUCCGUACACAAUGCGAAGGCUUGAUUGACGACCAGAAGCGCAUAACGAAGCUUGCAGAUGACAUGGAGCAGAACCUCCGCUACUAUGUAUACCUCGAGCCCACGACUAAACGGCUUAAUGCCCCAGGAGCAGGCAAGUUCGUGCGGGGCAAGGAGUUUACCGACAUGCUGGCCAAUUUGGACAGUUGUCUAGAGUACAUGCAGGCCCAUACGAAGCACAGCGAGGCAGAAACAUACCGCUCGCGAUAUCGACUUCUCCUCACCCGCGCCCUCACACUCAUCCGAGUUCACUUCACCGAAGCUCUCCGCGAAAUCGCCGCCGAUGUAGCCAAGAGAAUAGCGGAUAGGCAGCUGAACGAUACAACCAUGUCAGCACUUUUGUAUGCAAAGUUCCGCGUUGGUGCGCCAGAACUCAAGACUAUCGGACAGGAAAUUCAAAAGCGGGCAGUGUUACCCGCAGGAGCUGCGCCAGGUGCAGAAGCAGAGUAUCAGAGCUUGAUGAAUGAGCUGUACCAAAGCUAUUCUACCACUCGCGGUCGCCUCAUUCUGCCAAUCGUGACGAAGAAGAUCAGCGACAUUGCACAAGCUCCCAGUACUUCGACAGAUUUGGUAGCUUUCGCUCGAAGUAGCAUAAGUUACAUGCGCGACCUCUGUUUCAGCGAAGGCGACUUGUGGCGCGAAUGGUUUGAAGGGGAUGGCGGACUAUACGACUUCCUAGAAGCCAUGUGUGAACCAUUGUAUGACUACCUGCGACCGCGAACAAUCCACGAAACACAGAUCCUCAAACUUUGUGAACUGUGUACGCUGCUACAAACGCAAUACAUGGAAGAGGAUGAGGAAGAAGCACCUAUUGACGCCAGCAAGAUCGACUUCUCUAUCAUAGUGCACCCCGCGUUGGAAGACGCUCAGAGUCGGCUCGUGUUCCUCUCCCUCGCCAUCCUCCGAGAUGACAUUGAGAGGUACAAGCCAAAGCCGGAAGAUCUCGACUAUCCAGCAAAGAACAAGCAGAAGGCCAUCUCUGGGGCGAAGUCCAAUCUACCUAUCUUGUCUGGCAAGAAGCAGCCGAAAGAAGAAGUCCCGCCAACCCCUCUGCUGCCAAAAACGCCGACAGUCGUUGAACACGAUGACCAGGAUGGCCGCUUCAACUUUAACACGGAGGCUGCGUUUAAAGAUUGGUAUCCAACCCUGAGAAAGGCUAUAUGGCUGCUCAGCAAGAUCUAUCGCCUUGUUCACUCCUCAGUGUUCGAUGACCUAGCCCACCGCAUCGUCCACAGUACCACAGUUUCCCUCACACAGGCUAGCACGCUUCUUACAAAAUCCACUUCCCCUACCGAUGCCGCCCUCUUCCUCGUCUCACAUCUUCUCCUUCUUAAACAACAAAUCGUGGCCUUUGACAUCGAAUUCGUCACGCCAGAAACAGACGUCCACUACGACUUCUCUAGCAUCACUAACACCUUUUGGGAGCUACGUGCCCGAGGAGCCCUCUUUAACCCGCGCAACCUCGUCGGCUUGCUCAUCCCCAAAGUUGUAGAGAACAUGCUUGACGCCAAAGCGGAAGUAGACGCGCGUCUCCGCCAAGCGAUUAACGACUUUACUGGACAAUUCGUGGCUCGAAUGACGGCCCCGAUCAAUACGAAGAAUAACAAAAAAGUGCCGCCCACGGAAGCACCAGCCCGCACGAGCAAGAUUCGCCAGAAUAUUGAACAUGAGACGUCAUUCCUUCGGUCCAAAUUGGAAGAGUACAUUACCGACCACCGCACUCGCGAGAUGCUCGUAGCAGCCGUCAUGGAAUCUGUCACCCAGACGUACGAAGACUGGUUCGAUACAUCGUACACGCCUUCUAUAUCCAGCACCAAUGGAUCGGGGAGGAGCACAAAGGGCAAGGGUAGAGAAGAUGGCGUCUGGGAUCCCGAUGUAUUUAAUGAGUGGUGUGCGAAUGUGUUCAAGGUGGGUACGUUAGGGUUGGGGGCCGUGGGUGGUGAGCAAGAUGAUGUGGGUUCUGACGGGUCGUAUGAUGGGAGUGAUUCGGACAGCAUUGGUGUUGUUAGUGGACGUACGGGUACGGAGACGACGGGAAGUAUGAGGACGGGGAUGAGGAUUAAGAUGUGAUAUUACUUCAAACAGAGCUAUACCGCGCUUCCUACUAUACUAGCUACCCCACCCUAAUCGGAGUUAUAUCCAACGUCUUCGUCUAUAUGAUUGAAGCUAUUCGGUAUAAAUUGACGUCA
Messenger RNA from Cucurbitaria berberidis CBS 394.84, 2770 nucleotides. RefSeq names its product Sec34-domain-containing protein. Gene Ontology annotation, cellular component: cis-Golgi network; COG complex; membrane. Bases 69 to 2651 code for a protein of 860 amino acids. Gene Ontology annotation, biological process: autophagy; intra-Golgi vesicle-mediated transport; cytoplasm to vacuole targeting by the Cvt pathway. The record is from RefSeq and is a predicted model, not a curated record. The transcript is spliced from 4 exons. NCBI's taxonomy places the organism in Eukaryota, Fungi, Ascomycota, Dothideomycetes, Pleosporales, Cucurbitariaceae.